AGCACCCCACAAGCAGAUGGUGGAUACACUCCCCUGUGCAAGGACCAUACCACAGGGCAGGAAUGGAUGUCCUCAAAUGACUGCAGUGAGUGAUGGGGGAGCAGGGAGCUGCUGUUUGUCCCUGAUGGAGCCUCACCUUUCAUUUCUAGUGGCAAAAUGUGAAUACUUCAAUGCUGGGGGCAGUGUGAAGGACCGCAUCAGCCUGAGGAUGGUGGAAGAUGCAGAGAGAGCCGGGAUUAUAAAACCAGGAGACACACUGAUUGAGCCCACUUCAGGAAACACAGGGAUCGGGCUGGCGCUGGUAGCUGCAGUGAAAGGUUACCGCUGCAUCAUUGUCCUGCCGGAGAAAAUGAGCAUGGAAAAGGUCGAUCUCUUGAAGGCAUUGGGUGUUGAAAUUGUGAGGACGCCGUGCGCCCGCUUUGAUGCCCCGGAGUCCAAUAUUCGUGUUGCCUGGAAGCUGAAAAGUGAAAUCCCAAACUCUCACAUCCUGGACCAGUACCGAAACCCAAGCAACCCACUGGCUCAUUACGACACCACAGCUGAGGAGAUCCUGGAGCAGUGUGAAGGCAAGGUCCACAUGGUGGUGAUUGGGUCUGGCACAGGAGGCACCAUCACCGGCAUUGCCAGGAAGCUGAAGGAGAAGUGUCCAGAGUGCAAGAUCAUUGGUGCAGAUCCUGAUGGCUCCAUUGUUGCUCUUCCCAGUGAGAUGAACAGGACGAACACCACAACCAUUGAGGUGGAGGGCAUUGGGCACGACUUUAUCCCUACCGUCCUUGACAGAUCAGUGGUUGACCAGUGGUAUAAAUGCAACGACAGAGAUUCAUUCCUCAUGUCUCGCAGGCUGAUCAGAGAGGAGGGAUUACUGUGCGGUGGCAGCUCAGGCAGUGCCAUGUCUGUGGCUGUGCAGGCUGCCAAGGACCUACAGGAAGGUCAGCGAUGCGUCGUCAUUCUGCCCGACUCUGUCAGGAACUACAUGUCCAAGCUUUUGAAUGAUAAGUGGAUGAUAAAGAACGGUUUCCUGAAUGACAUCCGGGAGCACAAGCCUUGGUGGUGGGACAUCAAGGUUCAGAAACUGAAUCUCUCAGCCCCUCUCAUUCUACUCCCAGAAGUCAGCUGUCAAAAGGCAAUCGAGAUCCUCCAGGAGAAGGGAUAUGACCAAGCUCCUGUUGUUGCUGAAUCAGGACUUAUUUUGGGAAUGGUGACCCUCAGCAACACCCUCACCUCAGUGCUGGCUGGAAAUGCACAUUUCUCAGACCCUGUUACGAAGAUCAUCUAUGACCAGUUCUCAAAGAUUGGCCUGGAGGACAGUCUUGGGAAGCUUUCUUGCAUCCUGGAGAAUGACCAUUUUGCCAUUGUUGUACACAAGCAAAUGCAGUUCAAUGGAAAUGGCAGCUCCUUCAUGAAGCAGAUGGUGUUUGGUGUGGUCACAGCAAUGGACCUCCUUGCCUUUGUCAGCAGACACGACAAGAAGCAUCACCAUGACUUGGCUGCACCCACCUCCACUCCUCUGGCAGGGCCAGCUGCCCCCCCCAGGCCUGAACCACCCAGCUGAGGGGACUUUCUGGUCUAAUCCAGCUGAUAAUUUCUCAAAAUGACUAGGUGAAAAUUGUAAUGUAAUAACCAUUUGUCUACUAAAUGCCACUCAGAAUGUCACUAAAGACAAGAUAACUAAAGAAGUUGUGUUUAAUAGCCCUAUGUGGUUACAGAGACUUUCCCAGGGCUGGAGAGGUAAUACGAGGGGAGGGAAGGGGAUGGUUGCUCAUGCCCAGAUUUUAUCAGGUGGGGGCUCAGUGUGUUAACUAGCAGCAGGUACCCAUGAGUCACCUUGGUCCUGUCAGGGCUGGAUCCUGUCUCUGCCAUGAGAAACUCCAUCCCUCUUCUGGGCUGGAGCCAAGCCAUGCCAUGGCUGCAUGUCCUGUUCCUCUCCACCCCUUGCAGGGAGGAUUGCAAGCACCCUCCAGAGACUUCUCACUGCUGGCUCCUUAUGAGGGUGGAGGUUUCAGCUUCUUCCUUUCCUCCCCAGGGGUGAGUGGAAGAGGCAGAGCCUUGGAGGAGUGAGGAGAAGGAGACCAGAUGGGACAUCCCACUCUGGCCCAUAGAAGGUGGGGAGCUGGGCAGGCAAGGGCAGGAGGGAUAUGAAGGGACAGCUGAGGGCUGUGAUGGGCAGGGAGGAUGAGAUGCUGGGCAGGUCAGGAAUGAUGUCUCCUGUAGCAGCAACUAGACUUUGGAAAGCACCUUCCUCACUUCUGGAGGAGGCACCAGGUGUCUCACACAUGGUCCUGUGGGAGGUAGCAGUGAACCAAACCCAUUCAAGAAGCAAAGGUUCAUUCUCAUGAUACACUAGCUGGGAGAAGGGAGAUUGCUUCAUGCCUGUGACUUGGAACAGUCAGCUCACAAAUAUCUAUCCUGAGAGCUUGUUGUCAAGGGGUAGAGAGGAAGGUGAGGGUGAUCUUGAUUUUGCUGUCAGAAUAUUAUGUUCUAGGAAGUGAUAAUGAAGGUCAGAAGAGCCAUUUGCUAUGUCUGAAAAAAAAACCCACAAGUGAAAGCAAAUGUGAAAGGAGGGUCAUGGGACUGAACUGAAACACUGCUGAAUCCCAGUUUGGUCAAGUUGCUUUCAGAAGCUGCAAAGAGCUUUGCAGUCUUUUUCAUAAGUACUGGGAGCUGCUCCAGUGUGACAACAACCAAUCUCUAUUUUGGCUUGCUGCUAAGUGGUUAGUCCAUACUUGCAAUCUAAUCUAGUUUGUAUGGGGCUUUUAUUAAAUUAUAGAAUGAUGAACUAUUUGUAUUUAGGAAAGAGUGUUUCUGCUGUCUUUUGUUUCCUGAGUGACAUGAGCUGUAUCAGAUUUUCUGUUUUUGCUUGAGUAAUAACCAUAUUUGUCCAGAAAGAGUAAAACCUGAUUAGCUCAA
Messenger RNA from Calypte anna (Anna's hummingbird), 2907 nucleotides. Its product is annotated as cystathionine beta-synthase. The record is from RefSeq and is a predicted model, not a curated record. NCBI's taxonomy places the organism in Eukaryota, Metazoa, Chordata, Aves, Apodiformes, Trochilidae. The transcript is spliced from 13 exons. Gene Ontology annotation, molecular function: cystathionine beta-synthase activity; cysteine synthase activity. Gene Ontology annotation, cellular component: cytoplasm. The coding region runs from base 17 to 1552 and encodes 511 amino acids.